Messenger RNA from Coregonus clupeaformis (lake whitefish), 5155 nucleotides. RefSeq lists its product as uncharacterized. The record is from RefSeq and is a predicted model, not a curated record. Gene Ontology annotation, cellular component: cytoplasm; nucleus. Bases 3357 to 4463 code for a protein of 368 amino acids. Lineage: Eukaryota; Metazoa; Chordata; Actinopteri; Salmoniformes; Salmonidae. The transcript is spliced from 5 exons. Gene Ontology annotation, biological process: regulation of DNA-templated transcription.
AUCAUAAACAUUACUAUAUAACCAAUUAUAUGUAUAAUCAUGAAAACCGUAAUAAUGCAAUUUAGAAAGUAAUAUGUCAAACGCUUUGGAUAAAUCUAAAAGGAUGCCAAGAGCAUAUUCAUUGUUGUUAAGGGCUGUAAAUAUUUUAUCCACAAGUUGCAAAAGAGCCAUAUCUGUGGAGUAGUUUUUUGUUGUUGUUGCUCAUACAGUGUUGAUUUAAAUGUUUCAACAUACCCUUAUACACACAUUUUUCUAGGAUUUUAGAAAAACAUAGUAGUACAGAUAUAAAACAUAGUAGUACAGAUAUAAAACAUAGUAGUACAGAUAUAAAACAUGGUAGUACAGAUAUAAAACAUGGUAGUACAGAUAUAAAACAUGGUAGUACAGAUAUUGGGCGAUAAUUUGUAAAAGACCUUGGAUCCCCAGAUUUAUAGAGGGGGAUAACUUUGGCAAUUUUUCAAAUCUUGUUUGCAUAGAUUUGGUGAAGAUACGUUAGAGGCUCAGUGAUCGAGAAAGACACCGAUUUCACCAAUAUCAUCAUGACCUGCUGCUGAUAUCUUUAAGUUACCAAUUACCGCCAUCACCUCCAUUACAUCAGGAGGAUAACACUGAAGUAGAGAAGGGAAAUGUCCCUUAAUGUAAUCCAAGGGAUUUCCUUCAGUUUUCUCAAUUUUCUUUGACAGCGAAAAACCCACAUUCACAAAAAAGUGAUUAAAUACACAUAAAAUACCAUCAGGAUCACUAUAGGUCUCAUUUCCAACAAUAAAUUGAGAUGGGAUAGUUGGAGAUGCCUUUUUCCUAUUCAACAGUUGAUAAACGAUUUUCCAAGUUGACUUUCUAUUAUUUAAGGAUUCUUGGAAUUUGUUAGUAAAAUAUCCGAAGUGGGGAGUAAAUUUGUUCUUAUACUUUUUGUGAUUUGCAGAAUUCAGCGGAGAGGGAUUUGUGAUAAAUGUUUUAUACAACCCCUUUAUUUUUACUGAGGAUUUUUUGAGACCGGUUGUAAACCAAGGUUUCCAGAACCCUUCUGCUGCUUUCUUACGUGGUUUAACUAAAGGAAAGCAGUGAUGAAAUACAGAGUUGAAAGAUGUGAUUAAAGUGUGGUAAGCAGACUCCACAUCGGCCUGAUUAUUUAAAAAAUCCCAUUAACUAUUAUCAACCAUCUUAAAGCGCUCACAAUUACUUUAGUUAAAUAUUCUACCAUUUAAUGCUACUAAUUAUUCCCAUCUGCUCAUUUCCAGCUGCCAAAGAGAAGGGUAAAAUUGGAAAGUGAUAAAAAAUUCAGUAUAAAGUAUACCACAUUAUUCAAAGAAUUUGUAAAAAAAUAUAUAUUAUCAAUAAGCGUGGCAGGUGAACUAACUGGUCACUCUUGCGGGCUUAUAGAUGAGGGGAUACAGAUAGCUGGAGUAUAAAGUAUUCGAAAAGUCUGAUGUCAGUGAGUGGUUCUCACUUUUAAAUACAUGUAUGUUGUAAUCACCCAAUAUAAAAAUACAAAAAUCUUCAUUAUUAUAUCAAAUCCAAGGUUCAUGCAAUGAUAUCAAUGAAACUACCAAUGUCAGAAUCGGGUGGCCGAUAGAUGCAGCCAAUUACCACUUCUUUACAACCAAAAAAUGAACUGGAGGUAAUUUUUAGGAAAAGAGAUUCAACAACAAUGUUAUCAGAUGUAAGUGUGAGGUCCUCUCUUACAAAGAAUCGAACAUGUUUAUGAACAAAAACGGACACGCCUCCUCCCCCUCCUGAGGUUCUACAGUGGUGAACAGCAUUAUAAGGAGACAUGUCAUAAAGCAUUGCUGUCUCUUCAGUCAACCAUGUUUCUGAAAGUGCAACAAUGGAAAAUUCAUGAGGUGGUCAUGUUUUUUUAGGAAGACGGCGAACAUUGAAAUGAAAGUUAGAAAAUAAGCUUGUCUUUGAAUUAGAUGAGCAAUUUACAACCUGUAUAGCAGUUUAACAUUACAAGAAUCACAAGUGAUACUUAUUUCUGGUAAAUUUCAGGACAUUUGAACCUAGAUCAACACAAUCAUUAUAUUUAUCGUUCGCUUCAUUAAUAUCUAAUGGUUUAAAGAUCAUGUUAUCAGGGUUGAUAUCCUGCCCAACUAAGACAUACCGUCGGAAUCAUCUAGAGUAGAACGGAAACAUAGAAGUGCUUGGGUCAUACUUUGGUGUCAAUGUAACUAGGCAAGAGUAGUAUGGUAUGUCCCUUGUUGUCAGAGUGACAGGAGAAGUAGGAGGGCUCUGACCUCAGCAUGGCCAGGCAGAGGGAGGAUACUGAACAUGUAGCCACACUAACUGCUUAGUGAUAGGGUGAACGCCAACAGGGGGGAAAGGAUUCAAUGUUUCAAUGCGUAUGGUCAAGUCUGAUUUUUUAAAAAAUCAGGUCAAAGGUUUACACUUAACAUUUCUUGAAACAAAACCAUGUCAAUAAACAAGUUAAUGAAUCAUUAAUUUACCAAUAGCUUCGAAUCGAGGUUCAAAACCAGUAAAUGCCAAGAGCGCAGACACCACAAGACAUCUAUCCCGACACUUAACCUGAACAGUUCCUGAAAGACGAAUUAAAGUUCAUACCAAUCAGAUUUCCAUUGAUUUAAAAACUGUAUUCUAAAAAGCAUCAUAGGCUAGUAGAAGCCACAAACAAUGCAAGCAGUUUAAAGGAAACGCUAGAUGGGUGAGAAUGAAUCAAUUACUGCCCUGCAGUAGAAUUUAAGACGAAUUGAAUCACUAUUAUAGAAGUUAGUACAAUGUUAUAAAACCAUUUAUAUUAAUGAGUUUACCUGAAGUAAAAUCCAGUUGCCAUUUAUUUAAUGAAGAUGCAGCUCCUUGACCAAAGAUUUCGAUUCUAGCAGCAUGCAAAGCACUACAGCAACGUCUUUAUAGUGUUCUGCCCAUUAUGGAAAGUCAGACUGCAUGUUUUUUUGUUUUGUUUUUUAUACUCGCCUAUCUUAACGAUAUAAUUGACCACAGAUUUAAGACAGUUGCCAAUCUGCAAUUUCACUGAUCUACAAAGCAUCUCGAUAGUUUUAUAAUUUAUAUAAUUGAAAGUAGGUUUAAUGGAUUUAGAAGUGGCCUAUACAGAUAUUAUUCAAAUCAGAGACGAUUAAUUCCUCCCUGGAAUGGCCAGCUGGUGGCGCCAUGCUCAUUUACAAAAUGCCAAUGCGCAUCAAUUGGCUAUGACGCCUGUGGAUCAAUCAACAACAAAACUUGUGCGAACAUGUUUCCGUACCUUGAGAGCUUAUUGCUAAUUAAUUAGAAAUAAUUGAAGCUUCCAAAACAGUUUUAUUAGCCUAUUUUCAUUGUGCAUUGAUCGUUGCUGCUCCUUUCAGAUUGCAUUUGUUGUAGUGAAAGAUAAAGGUCUUUGCAGCAAUAUGAGCGACAGACAUGGAAGUUCUGGAAAGGUCAAUAGCCCAAGGCAGGUGGUCCUUCCUCCAUUCUCCAACAGGACCCUCCACCAUCCCUCCUUUCUGCCCCUGUACAUGGCAGCCAUGGGGUCAGCCCAGUACCCCUGGAGACCCCACCAACAGCCAGUUCCAGUUAUGACUCCCUCUGAGUUCUUCUACACGGACCCCACCAUGCACCGGGGACGACGGGUACCGAACAUCGUGACCGAGUUGCAGGUUUUUGAGUGCUUCCAACUCAACACCCCUCGCCCCAUCAUGUCCUCUUGCCCCGCGCCCCUCGUCAGACCUGACCCCUUCAGAACACAACCCCACCCUACCAGAGACCUGGGUGGCCACACCUGGAGGAGGGACCAUCCCCAUCUGCCCAUCACCCCCAGGCCGAGGCCCCUCGCACCCAGGCCCAGAGAGAGGGGACAGAGUCGGGCUGUGAUCCAGCUAACCCUGGAGGAGGACCAGGCUAUAACCAACCUACUGAAGCUCCAUCACCAAGAGCCUGUCCAUCCAGAGGUCACCACCGCCGUCACCUCCACCCAGGUGGAUUGUCCUGAAGGAACAUCACCAGUUGAUCACACCUCAACCCUCAGCCAGCUAUCAGUGGGUCAGUUCAUUCCCACCUCCAACCCAUCUCCAGCUGAAGAGAUGGGGCUCUUUCACAGAGAGGACCAGCUCUUUGUGUCAGCCAUCUUGGAGCCCCAAUAUCAGAACCAGGCCAGACUGAGGUCUGAUGUGGAGCUGGAGGCAGCGAACGCAUUGCUCACUAUGGAUGAGGAGUCGGCCGGCCUGAUGGAUGAUGAAGGGACCUGGAACCAGAUUCAGACCCUGGACAGGCCCUCUAACAGAAGCCCUGAGAAUCUACACCUCCAGUACUUCUCACCCGAAGAGUGUGAUUGUGAUACACUGCCAUUAGAAGACGAUGAAAGCUGCCUAUCCCCCAACGCUUUGCCUCCAAUAACCAGUACUUGGGAUGCGGUGGCCCUGAGAAAUGGGACUGUCACAGAGUCUGAAGGGACGGCUGUGGAUGCCCUGUUAAGACUGGGUGACCUCACAACCCCAUGUUGUCCUCAUUUCAGUUAAAUCGGCCACAAAUGUACACAACAUAUUUGACAGUUAAUCUCAGUUUCAAUUAGAGAAAAUAAAACUGUGAAGACCUUUUUACAAGUUAAGUGUGUACCACACAGUUUAAUUAACCACUACAUUUUCCUAUGUGCCUUUUGGAUUUUGUUACUUGCCAAAUAGUUAAUAAAUAUUAUAAUAUAUUCAUAUUUUAGACUCAAGUCAAUCUUAUUUGAUCUGUUGAAAGAAACACUCCCAUUGAAAAACACUAUAGAGUUUUAAUAAGAACACUACGGUCUUGAACCAGAUUAAACCCACUCACUCACUCAAACAAACGGUAUGGAAUGCGGUUUUAACCAAUCAGCAUUCAGGACUAGACCCACCCCGUUGUAUAAAGAAGUAAUAGAGACCUGUUGAUAUCUUAGUUUGGCUCCACUAGAUGAUGAAGCUCCAUGUUACCAAUAUUACUACUGUACAUCACAUACAACCAGGUUUUGUGGUUUUGACAUUAUGUACGUGACUUAGCUAUGACUUUUUUUGUGUCCAAAAAUGGCAGUCAAAUGUAUUCAAUCCUGUAGUGAGGACGAUAAAACAGCUGUAGGCUUCUAGUACAAUCCAUUGGAAGGCACUUCAGAGUUUGAUCUACAGUGGGGAAAAAAAGUAUUUAGUCAGCCACCAAUUGUGCAAGUUCUCCCACUUAAAAAGAUGAGAGA